CAAUGUAUCGACAUCACCGGUUGGUCCUUAUACUGUGAAAGCCAAAAUAAAACGAGAUAAAACUUUUCUCUCGGACCUGGAAUCACAUGGCAGUGAAAGAAAAAUACAGCUUAGAUUAAAAAAAGCUUAUUUACUUCCGGGUGUAAUGGUGUUUGGCACCCGGCGUUGUGCGCGAGGCUUUUUCUCUCUGUUCUUUCCGUGGGUCGCGAGCGGGCUGUAUCACUUUAGCCGACUUGCUAGCUAACGUAAAGAAAGUGGAGAAGACGGAGGCUAAACGGGAGCUUUAUCCGCCUACACAGACCUAUGCGACGGAUAACAGGUCUUGGGCUUCGUCAACAACAGCAUACGUAGCUUUAGCAUCAAGGUGAGUGAUGGAGACGAGAGAGUUGACCGUGGUCGCUGGCAGCUUUGUGGGUUUCCAGUUCCUCUUCUCGGUGGCCAGCCCUCACUUCUCCUGGAUCAUCACGCCGGGGUAUGGACGUGUUCCUCUCAACAAACGCACAGAGUGGAACUCCAGGUUGGUGUCGACUGUGCACGCUCUGAUCGUGGGUUUGUUCUGUCUGUACAUCCUGUGGUUCGAUCACGUGGUCAACGCCGAUCCCGUCUGGGGCGACCCCAGUCUCGUCAAACUAAAUGUAGCCAUAACCUGUGGCUACCUCCUUUAUGACCUCGUGCUGCUGGCCACUAACUGGAGCACGAUGGGCGACGGCUUCUUCGUCUGCCACCACUUGGCGGCGCUGUAUGCAUAUGGAUAUGUUCUGACUCGAGGCGUGCUUCCCUACUUUGCAAACUUCCGCCUCAUUUCAGAGCUGUCCACACCGUUUGUGAACCAAAGGUGGUUCUUCGAGGCGUUAAAGUACCCUCGCUCUCACCGCCUCGUCGUUAUAAACGGCGUUGCCAUGGCGGUCGUCUUCUUCCUGGUCCGCUGCGCCGUCAUGCCGUCCUAUUGGUCCAGCGUCUUUGCCACUUUCGGCACGGAGGCCUUCACUAGGCUGGGCCUCGCCGCUCAGGUGGCGUGGAUCUCCUCCUGCAUCGCGCUGGACAUCCUGAACGUCAUCUGGAUGUACAAGAUCGCCCGCGGCUGCUACAAGGUGAUCAAAGGAAGAUGGGGGGCGAGGAAAGGAAAGGAGGAGGUAUCGGAGAAGGAGGUAACAGAGAAGGAGGUGGAGAAAAAAGACGGGAAGCACGUCAACAACCACAUGGACUGAAGAGAGCGAAAGGAAAUGUAGGAACAGGAAGUAAGGAGGAAGGGGAAAUCCUCACAGACCCACGUGAUGGUCCUUUAAGUCCCGACGCGAGACAAAGAGACUCUCGAGCUCCAGCCUUUGCAGCUCAGUGUUGGGACAGAGGCAGAAAGCACACUUUUAACUCCGUCUGUCACCUUUUCGUUCGUCCUUUUACCCAUCAUAUAUCCCCCCCUCCUUCAGCCUCUGAAGUGCCUGCGAAAGACAGGAUUUUUUUGCAGGAUCGCAAAGUCUGACCGAGCCUUCAGAAGACGACCAUCUCUCGCUGAUUUCCCCCCCGAACAUCCUUCAUCUACUCCGUCCACGCUCGAGGAGACGCUCCCGUGUGCAGUGUUCGUGAAUCUACAGGGCUCUCGUCUUAAAACUCAUCAGACCUCACGAUAUACAAAAAGAGACAGAAAAACACCAUAAUGCCUCUUCUACAGUAUCACCUGCUGUGGCCUCCUUGUAAGAAAGUGGCACCUGCCUAUUACCAGCCAUGCCCCUCCAACGCCCCGUGAACAAUUCGGAUUAUAUAUAUAUUAAAAUAUUUAGAAUAUGCAUGCAGGAAAGACACACUCUCCAACACCCUGUAGGUCCUGUGUCCACAUAACGUCUUUUUCUGCACUGAGCAGAGGCUUUUUUCAAUGUUUCUGGGAUGAUAUCUCGACAACUUUUGAUAUUUUUUCCAUUUGACAUCAGCUGGUAGAUCCGUGAAAGUAGGGCGAUCCGCGUACAAAUCAACGCUCACCGGAGAAAACAUCAAUGUACAUUAAAUUAGCUUUUUUGGUUAUAGCUGUUUCCCUGGUAAAAAACCAAACUUCUCGUCUUUGUACGGAGGGCAUUCGCGUACGGAGAUAAAAGUUCAACACUAACAAUAGAGAAAGACAACAAAUACGCUUUUCUGUCUUUUUUAUAAUGGAGAAACACGGCCUAAAGCGAGCUUCUCCUCCACAUACGUCGGGUGGUCUGUGUACUACGAUAACAGUUUAGCAUUUAACGGAGAAAACAUCCAUGUACAACAAAUGAGCUUUUCGGUUUUUGUUAUGGUUGCUUCCAUCUGAAAGCAGUCAAACACAAGCUUCUCCUCCACGUACGGGGGGGGGGGGGGCAGCAGCAAUCUGCGAUAAAGAGAUGGAGAUAAAGGUUCUACAGAUGGUUAUACAGAUCACAGUAAAAAAACAUUCAUGCAAAACAAAUGAGCUUUUGGGUGUGAUCUGUGUAUGGAAACAAAAGUUCUGCUGAGAAAACAUUCACCGUAGAAAACAUCCGUGUGCAACGAAUUCGCUUUAUGGGUUUUGUUUCCGAUUGAAAGACACGGUCAAACACGAGAUUGUCCUCAUCCUACGGAGGGCGGUCCGCAUAUAAAAGUGAAACACUCACUGGCAGCAACAUUCAUGUACAACAAAUUCGCUUUUUCGUCUUUGUUAUUGUUUCUUUCUGAAUAACACAAUCAAGCUUCUCCUUCAAUUUCAAGAGUGACGUCAAUAGCUUCUUUCUGAAAAGUCAGUCAAGUUAAUAUCAACUCGGAGCGUUUGUAGCGGCCACACAAAAAACAGAGGGUGAGCUUUUAGAAAUAAGAGAAAAGAGAGAAAACGCCUCUCUGUGGACACGGGCUUCUCACAGGACAAUUUUUUGCCUUUUCAGUAUUCAUUGUGUCGGCAUCGCCCAGCUGUAUUUUUAUUUUACCCGCCCUGAAGUUACAUCCAAUUCAUUUUACAUCCAUCGCAACCCUCUGCCUCACUGGAUACUCCACUGGCCAGCUUUUGGUUGUGUUCUACCUCUCCCCCUGCCUUACAAAGACCUCCCGCCGUCAUGAGAAAACUUUUUUUGUUGUUAUUCUUUCUAUUGUACCGAGUGAUUUUAGCCUUUGAUAUGUUAUCUGUUGUGAUAUCACUGAUUCAGAGGGACACCUUCAACCCAGCCAAUGCAGUAAAGUGUGUCUUUCUAAAGAAACACCCCCCCCACAAUGGAAGUCUUUAUACUUCCUCUGAUCACGUUUUUUUGUUCUCCGUGACUCUGAGAAUCUAAUCUUACAAGGGAAAGGGAAAAGUCCACAAACAUUUGGACUUUUUUCCCCCACUUCCUUUCCAAAAGUUGGCACAAUCAUAGCGUGCAAACGAUAUAAUUGAAGCCCUUCAGAAACACUGACAUGGUGCUCUUUUUCUUGCAGAAUGUCAGCAGUAGGAAUGCUAGCAAUACGACAAUUUCUUUCCAAACGUUUCUACAUAAUUUGGAUGUAUCAAUUUAUGGCAAUCUGCAUGUUGUUUUUCUUUUCUGUAUAAAUUGUAAAUCACUUCAGAGCAUGGUAACAUAUUUCUGUGAUGCCUUAGCGACUAGUCAUGAUAGAUGAAUAACAUCUAGAUAUGAAACUGCAUUAAUCCGAUGCUUAAAAAGGGGUUUGUCUUCCAAAAUGUCUCGCCUCUCGGAGCGGACUGAAUGCAUGUAUUUGUUCUUUACUUUCCUCGCUGCAUGUCUGUACAGUUAAUUCUCAUACAGUAGCUCUGUAUGGCCGACUCACUAAUCAUUAACCACAUUCUCUGUGUGGUAGUUUUUUUUACAAAUUCAUGAACUCUACUCCUUGUACACUAAGACUACAUCGCUGAUAUUAUGACGGACAGAGAUACAGGCUUUUGUCACACAACAAGAAAUGUAUAAAUGUCAUUGUUGCUUAUAGGAGAACUCCACCGAUUUAAAAAUGGGGAAAUCACGAUGAAUAGCUUAAAAAAUGGUGCAGAUUUUCGUCGAGUUUCCAUCUAAAUGAAGUGUGAAUUUUAACCAAAACUUCAGCUUAAAAAAAUCUGCAAGAAUUUCACAUUAAUAUAAGGAGAAAAAAGAGGGUGUGUCAAAGUGACGUCAUUAAAACAACAAUGGAAAAACGAUAUUGCUAUUUCUAUGAAGGUGACUUUUAUUUUAUUUUCUCUGUCACUAUUUAUUAACUUUUCAAUGUAAAUGCAUUUAAGGUACGUCACUGUGACACACUUUUAAAUAAAAAUGUAUCCGUGUUUUGCAAUUUUAAGAUGUGUAUUAAAAUAGAUACACACUUAGUAUUUUUAUUUAACUUUUUUUUUCUUUGACUUAAACCUUUUGCCUACAUUGCCCAUAAUGCAACAGUUCAAGUGUGUAGCCGCUAAUUAUGCCGUUUUUGUUUAUUUCUAAUUUUUCCAGUCAGGUUUUUUUUAUUUCACAAAAGUAAAAUGCUAAUUAAAACAAAGUCUUUCAAAAAAAAUGUAACACUUUAUUCCACAACUUGGUACUACAUCACCCAUAAUGCAACACUUCAUUCUAGCGUUUCAGGUGUUCCAAUGGUGGCUCAUUCAGUCAGGUUUUAUUUGUUUUUGCCAAUUUAAAAAACAGCAAGUAGAAGCUCAUACUGCCCAAUUAUAUUUAUUUGUAUAUUACACAUAUAGUUGUACUAAACAAACCCAUUUUUAAUUUAUUUUUAACCUAUGUAGUGGCACUUCCCAAGACGUGAAAACAGCUUGUGUGUGUCCAAUCGGUGGAGUUCCCCUUUAAUUGGAACAGAUAAUGGAGAAUAUCUCACUGUGUUGCUAUGGAGACGACCUCCUGUCUGUCUGUCAUCACCACAGAGGAGGGGCUACAGUAUCUUGUGCCUUUUUUAACACAAACGGUGGAUGUGAUGCAGCCAGGUUUUGGAUUAGCAUGACUUUCUAAUGUAAUACCCAGUGAUGAUCUCCUCUGUACUCCACAUGUAUACUCUUUGUAUAUAUUUUUAUAACCUCUUGCCUGCACAAUGAUUAAUCCGGCCAAGUAUUAUAAUCCAAAGCUGAUCCCUUUUCUCGGGGAGUUUUGUGUUUUUCUCCUGAAAUACAGGGAGGUAUGUCUCUAUGAAUGUUGUGAUUUUAGUUAUUUAGUGGCAUUAGAGAUGCGCUCACAGUGUCCCGAGGCAGUCAGAAUGGAAAUUAUAUUUUUUCACUUUACGACAGGUUAGUAAACGGGGAGGCUAACAUCUCAUUUCUCCAGCCUCCUAAUCUCGAAGCUGUGAAUAGUUGUAGAAAGAAACUGUAAUAUCAACAAAAAAAACUAUAAUAAUCAGAGUACACUGUGGGGAAUGAGCCGAGAAGCAGGUGCACUUCUUCGUUUUGUUUUGUUUUGCCGUCUUUGAGUUUUAAACUGCUCGUGCACAAAGUAAAACGACACUCACGAGAAUUGCAAUGUACCGGAGAGAGUUUUUGUAUGUUUCAGGGUUUUCUACAGAAUAUAUUUCAACACCUGAUAUAUGUGUCUCACACCCUGGGGAUGUUCGGACAGAAAGAAUUGAUGGAUUAAAAAAAUAAAAAAGGCUGCUAUUGUAAAGGCCGGGAUCUGAAUCGUAUCAGGUUAGAACAACCACAUUUGCCUUUUCUUUCUUUUUUUGGGGAGGCCAACGUUCAUUAUGUCAAAUAAUGAAUAUAUUUAAAGAUAUAUUAUUAAGGUAUAUACAAACCUGUGUAUAUCAAAGUAUUGAACACUGAUGCACCAAUUAAACGAAUUGUAAGUGUGUUUAAUUUCUCUUCUUUCUUAGGUACAUUAAAACAGUGCUGCAUCAGAAUCUGGUACUUAAACAGUACAUCUUACACCUGGUACUUGGGCAGUUUUGAUGUGAAGUUUGAUUCUAUUAAAUAACAUGGAUUAAGAAUUGUAUAAUGAUUGAAAAUGACUGGAAAAAUUGCGGAUAAAUUGACAGCAAAUAUGAUUUUUCUUUUGAUUGACUUGCCAGUGUGGCUUGUGUUGUUUCCCCCUCUUUGACUUGUUUUUAUUUUUUGUCUUUUAAUGCAAUGCAAUCUCUUUCAUUUCUUUGUUUUCUGGAGAUUUUAAUGUGAAACAGCCUACACUACACGCAGGCCUCGUCUGAGCGUCGUCUACAAUGACCACUACUAAUGAUCAUGUAACUGUAGUGCUGGAAGUUGAGACUUACUUGAAAGUGUUGCUCUUCAAUAAAGUUGAAGACCAAGAGAAAACAGU
Molecule: messenger RNA, 6188 nt
Organism: Gymnodraco acuticeps
Lineage: Eukaryota; Metazoa; Chordata; Actinopteri; Perciformes; Bathydraconidae
Gene: tlcd4b
Product: TLC domain containing 4b
Exons: 8
Coding region: 372-1208 (278 amino acids)
Biological process (GO): lipid homeostasis
Cellular component (GO): membrane; endoplasmic reticulum
Source: RefSeq, a predicted model, not a curated record